Camelina sativa (false flax) is the source of this 1308-nucleotide messenger RNA. RefSeq lists its product as uncharacterized. The record is from RefSeq and is a predicted model, not a curated record. Lineage: Eukaryota; Viridiplantae; Streptophyta; Magnoliopsida; Brassicales; Brassicaceae.
UCACGACUCCACUCUCCCUCGUUCAAUUCCCGUUAAUUAUUCUUCUCCCUCAAGUGCAACUAAGGAUAACUCGAUUCUGGAAUCAUAAUGGUUCGUACAAAGAACCCAAGCUAUGUGGAAAAAUCGAAUCCCCCAGCAGAUCUCGAAGAAGAAGCAACUCGUGGAGAUGAAUCAGAACGUGAUUCCGAUAAAACGGACUCAAUUGAGAAGUCAAAUGAUAAGGAUUCAUCGGAAUCUGAGGAUGAAUCCGAUGUAAUGCAACCUUUGAGUAUGUACUUUGAUUACUCCCAGUAUACGAAGCCUUUCAAGAUGUCUGGAAAGUGUUAUAUUUCAGAGGCGGUAAACUUAUUAGGCGGUCAUCUUAAGGAAGAGGAGUUGGAAUGGUUCUUAGGGCACCCACAGUUCAAGCAUUUCUUCCAUAUGCCUAAGGAUUCAAAUCAUAAGUUGAUGGGUAUGUGGAUGUUGUUGCUUCUCACAGCGCAUUUGGAGAAGAAAAAUGAAUGCUGGUCCAUUGUUAAUGGGACUCCCAUCCGGUAUUCUCUCAGAGAAAUGGCAAUCAUUUAUGGGUUAUAUUGCCAUCAGUAUCCAAAAUUCAAGGAUGGUUUGGGCAGUUUAAAUUUUGCUCGUAAGCAAUUUAAAGGUAGACAAAUAAUACAAUAUGGAGAUGUCAAAGCGAAGCUACUUUCGAUGAAGAAACCUUCAGAGGAUCGUUUGAAGAUGGCCGUACUGUAUUUUUUAUCUAGCGUCAUCAUAGGGAAGAAAAAGGGUGGAAAGAAUGCACCCUCUGUGGAGCCUUUCUUUCUUAGAGCUGUGGAUGAUCUUGAUUUGUGUAGAACAUUCCCUUGGGGUCGAAUGCCAUUUGAUGAGAACAUGAAAGACAUGUUUCAUUUGAUGGGACACUUUGAUGGAGUUGUGGGUCCACAGUGGGUCUUUCCUAGUUUCAUCAUUCCUUUGGAGCUUCUUGCGUUUGAAGCAAUUCCUGUGCUAAAGAACACCUUCCGAGAAGACGUUUCUGAUUCACAUGCACACCGUAACUGUCCUCGGAUGUGCAAGAUGAAGUUUAAAGCAAGUAAGAAGAAAGGUUUUUCUUUGAAAGAAAUAUAUGACCAACUUGGUACAACUAAGGAGAUUGAUAGUAUGUUAACUCCAACUCCUCGGGAGGCACGCCUUUUAGCCAUGAUCAUAGAUGAGGAUGGUGGCUGGGAUGAUGCGGAUGAUCCAGUUGCUGAUGGUUGGAGCAAACGUUUAAUUGAAAAGGACAAGUCAAUUUGGUUUGAAGAGCUUCACAACCUAGAUGUGGCCGCCUGA